This is a messenger RNA of Aspergillus luchuensis, 1152 nucleotides long. It is a transcript of the gene aspC, whose product is annotated as septin CDC12. The transcript has 7 exons. Gene Ontology annotation, biological process: cytoskeleton-dependent cytokinesis. Gene Ontology annotation, molecular function: GTP binding; GTPase activity; molecular adaptor activity. Bases 1 to 1152 code for a protein of 383 amino acids. Gene Ontology annotation, cellular component: septin complex; cytosol; microtubule cytoskeleton. Lineage: Eukaryota; Fungi; Ascomycota; Eurotiomycetes; Eurotiales; Aspergillaceae. The record is from RefSeq and is a predicted model, not a curated record.
AUGUCCUCCACCGAGACUGCCUCCCCCAUUGGCAUUGCCAACCUCCCCAAUCAGCGGCACAAGAUUGUCGCCAAGCGGGGUGCGGCCUUCACUAUCAUGGUCGCUGGUGAAUCCGGCUUGGGAAAGACCACCUUUAUCAACACUCUGUUCUCCACCACCAUCAAGAACUACGCCGACCACAAGCGCCGUCAUCAGAAGCAGAUUGACCGCACCGUCGAAAUUGAGAUCACCAAGGCUGAGCUGGAAGAGAAGUUCUUCAAAGUCCGCCUGACCGUCAUUGAUACCCCCGGAUUCGGAGACUAUGUCAACAACCGUGACUCUUGGCAACCCAUCAUUGAGUUCCUUGACGACCAGCAUGAGUCGUACAUGUUGCAAGAGCAGCAGCCUCGCCGUACGGACAAGAUCGAUAUGCGUGUGCAUGCCUGCCUGUACUUCAUCCGCCCCACCGGACACACCCUGAAGCCCCUCGACAUUGAGGUCAUGAAGCGCUUGAGCUCCCGUGUCAACCUUAUCCCCGUUGUUGCCAAGGCGGAUACCCUCAGCCCCUCGGACCUGGCCGUUUACAAGCAGAGAAUUCGUGCUGUCAUCGAGGCCCAGGGCAUCAAGAUCUACACCCCUCCCGUCGAGGAGGACGAUGAGCAUGCCGCUGCUCACGCGCGCACCCUCACGGCUGCCAUGCCUUUCGCUGUUAUCGGAUCCGAGAAGGACGUCAAGACUACCGACAACCGGGUCGUUAAGGGUCGUCAAUACGCUUGGGGUGUUGCCGAAGUUGAGAACGAGGAUCACUGCGAUUUCAAGAAGCUCCGCUCGAUUUUGAUCCGCACCCACAUGCUCGAUCUCAUCCACACUACCGAAGAGCAGCACUACGAGGCCUACCGCGCACAGCAGAUGGAAACCCGCAAAUUCGGCGAGGCCCGCCCCAGGAAGCUGGACAACCCCAAGUUCAAGGAAGAAGAGGAGAACCUGCGCAAGCGUUUCACCGAGCAGGUCAAGGUCGAGGAGCAGCGGUUCCGCCAGUGGGAGCAGAAGCUCAUUGCAGAGAGGGAUCGCCUCAACAAGGAUCUGGAGGCCACCCAUGCUGCGAUCAAAUCGCUCGAGCAGGAAAUCGAAGGGCUGCAGGGCUCUUCUACUCGCAGCCAUGGACGUCGUUAA